Molecule: messenger RNA, 2067 nt
Organism: Leptomonas pyrrhocoris
Lineage: Eukaryota; Euglenozoa; Kinetoplastea; Trypanosomatida; Trypanosomatidae
Exons: 1
Coding region: 520-2067 (515 amino acids)
Source: RefSeq, a predicted model, not a curated record
GCAGAGAGCUCACAUUCUCGCGAUAGCGGAAACCCGUCAAUAGAUGAUAGAGCUGCAGCGCACACGCGCGCCCACCUGCUCACUUUUUCAUUCGUGAACAAAUACACGCACAAGCCUUUUUCCUCUUUGCUUUUUCUUCUCUCUUUCUCUACAUUUCCUACUACUACUGUUACCACUACGGAUAUUUCGUUUCCUUGUAUUUUUUUUUUCCUGUUCACCGUCGACACCGGUGUGCGCGUCUACUAUCUGUACCUUUACUUCUUUACUCUUCUUGUUCUCCUUUCUUAUUUCCGCUUCGCCUUUUGCAUCUGCGUUAUGGGCGUAGAAGUUGCUCCUGUGUAAUACAACGUUGUGUUCCUUGUCACCUUCUCUUCUUUUGAGCUCCACAUCUUUCAGCACUGCACAGCAUUUUCGUCUGAAGUGGCGGCUACGAGCGUCAACCAGCAGCGGUGCAGCUUUGAAGAGCACCCGAGGAGUUAGCCUUGCGUGUUUUUUUUUGUUUUGCUUUGUUCACCGUUGAUGUUUGCAAGCGGCGCGAGUGGUAGCGGUGGCGGCGGCGGCAGCGGUGUAGAGCGUUCGCGCGCCUCCCGAGGGGCGGCACUCCCCUUCUUAGAUUCCGUGCCUCUCCCCCCUCCCCCCGGGCCGCCCGUCUUUACUUCCUACGCUGGCAGACAAAACGUGGCGGGUGCGAGUGUAUACGGUGAAGGCAAUAAUGAUGCGGCUGACGACCGGGACACCGAUGACGACGGCAGCGGCACUCGCUUUCGAGAGGAUGACCGCAUGCUCCUGCGACUGCUCUACCAUCAGCAGCAGGCCAUUCAGGUGCAGCUGAACACCAUGACGGAGUGGAUGCAGCAGGUGAACUACCGAAUUGCAGCUGUGGAGCGGACGAUGCGGACCUCGCGCAGUACGGUGAACACCGCCGCAGGACCUCGAUCGUCCUCUGCUCAGCCGCCUUCUCCGGGUACAUCGGCAACGGAAGGCUACGCACCAGGGCCAAGCCCACACCUCGUCUCCCACCCGUGGCCCACCCUUAACUCCGAGCAGGCUCCCGCAGACGUGUCACGCGGGCACCUCUCUGGUCAGGGCAGCACCUACAGUGGACAGAGCCAUUUCGCAUCGAGCGCGCCUGCUGUCUCGAGCGUGCUCGAGGGCUCACGGGCGUGCACGCCGCCGUCGGAGCAGACGAGACACCACAUCAGCGGUGGCGGUGGUGCGGCAGGCGGCAGCGGAGUGCCCAGCACGACACGCUCCUCCGAGUCUGCAUUAGCUGCCCCGUGGGAUCCGCACAACACCUCUCAGCAGUUAAUUGGGGGCGCCGUGCACAGCCGCACCUCGUCGCACACGAGCGCGCUGGGAAGACGCGCCAACCCCCUCCUCAACUCCUCCGGGGUGAAGAGCCGACUGCAGAUGCCGGCGGCGGCUUCACGGUCGAGUCUCGCCGAUUCGAGACCGCAGCUCUCGCGGCUGGAGACUUCGGGGUUGAGCGCAACGGGAGGUCAGGCGUCCGCUGUGGGCGUUACAGGCGCUGUUUCAGAAGCCGCACCCGCCCCGGCGCAGCCGCGCCAGCCGCCGGUUGUCAGCCCGCCCACGACGGCCUCGCUGACCACCGCCGACGCCGUCCCGCCGUACCGACGAGUUUCUGCAGAGUCGGCCGCCGCAACGACGAUGACGCGGCAGCCGCUGAGUCGCCUCUCUGCCAUCCCCCGCCACGCACCGCCCACGAGCACGCUGGCCGACGUCGCGGACAGCCGCAGCGGACGGGAAGGGACGCUGCCACCGCCGCCGCCCAGCACGGCAACGAGCAGUCUUCAGGACAACACGCAGAACCGAUCGGCAGCGGUUGACCAAGGGGCUCACGAGCAUACGAAGGAGGCCGCUUCGGCCCCACCGGCCGGACUUCCCGCUGCGCAUGCGGACCCAGCUGGUAGCAGAGGCAGUGAGAGGGGCGCCUUUCGGGGAAGGGCAGGGACACAAGGCCGCGUCGCAGCUGACGACGACUCCCUCAGCGACGGCUACGGCAGCUAUGAGUCACGCAUGUACAUGAAGAGCCUUGGCCUGUUGUGA